Aspergillus calidoustus is the source of this 801-nucleotide messenger RNA. Lineage: Eukaryota; Fungi; Ascomycota; Eurotiomycetes; Eurotiales; Aspergillaceae. The record is from the annotation of a GenBank genome assembly.
AUGUAUAUCGUGUCACAGCUCCUCGAAUAUGGAGCUCCAAUCUUCCUCGUCACGUCCCCCUUGACCUCGUACACGGACCAAAUCCUCAGUAUACACCGGAGCAGGAGCUCGGCCGGAUUCUCGCUCGAUAUUCCGCUGAUUAUGCUGAUUGCGUCGAUUCUAAAGGUCUUUUACUGGUUCGGCGACUACUACUCCGUCGCGCUCCUGGCGCAAGCCGUAAUCAUGAUCGGAGUUCAGCUCGUGCUGUUGAAAGUUGCCUUGGACAACCGACCGGCUCCGGGACAGAAGAGCGGGGUUGAACAUAUCCCCUUCAGCGAUGCGAAUGGAGACAGGGGAUUCGCAAGGCCGUACGAUUUCUGGCAGUGGAAGAAUGCGAAGCCAUAUUGGAUGUUCCUGGCUUACUUCACCGGCGCCCUUGCCUUCAUCCACAUCUGCCUUCCCCCGAUCUCCAACAGUACAUUCUACAUUGAACUCCUCGGAUACGUCGGCCUCGCCGUCGAAGCGAUCCUCCCUCUGCCGCAGGUCAUCGCCAACCACCGCUCCCGCUCGUGCAAGGGCUUCCGCCUGUCCGUCGCAGCAGCCUGGAUCCUCGGUGACGUGAUGAAGCUGAGCUACUUUUUCACCAGCGAGGAUGGCAUUCCCUGGGCGUUCCGGCUGUGUGCGAUGUUCCAGUGUGUCUGCGACGCCUACCUCUGCGUGCAGUUCUGGAUGUACAACCAGGGGAGUUUCCGGCCGGGAAGCGUGCAGGAACGGCUGGAGAAGGAGAUUCCGCUCGAGGAGAAGGAUAUCCGAAUGACUUGA